This is a messenger RNA of Ruditapes philippinarum (Manila clam), 1593 nucleotides long. RefSeq lists its product as uncharacterized. The transcript is spliced from 2 exons. The record is from RefSeq and is a predicted model, not a curated record. The coding region runs from base 95 to 1498 and encodes 467 amino acids. Lineage: Eukaryota; Metazoa; Mollusca; Bivalvia; Venerida; Veneridae.
GAGGAAUUGCAAAUUCGAAAUUCAUGAUUUGUGUUAAGUCUUCUUAAACAAUUCUGCUCUGUCAUCUUAUUGACCUUACAAAAGUAAUACGAAAAUGUUUCAAUCACCUGAAUAUAGUAAUAUAUUGUCACUGAAGUUAUCUGAGGUAUUAGAGGAUGUUGGUGUCAAUGAAAUAAUGGUGAUGAAAAGAAGAAAAGUAAAUAUGCUGCAAGAGAAUAUUCAAACUGUGACAUACAGGUCAAUAGAUGUUAACUACACUGUAUAUAACUUUGGGAGUCAAUCUGAAGGCACAACUACUGCAGGACUCGAUUCAGAUACUGACAUACUGAAUGUUAAUUAUGAUAUUAAUGUAAUACAGGACUGGUCAGAGUGGAAACAGAAUAAGAUCAAUUUUCUUAUGAUACAGGAUGAGAAUGUAACACCUGGAUAUUGUUUCCUACAACUACUUCGAUCAAAUGAGCCUCUCUUUGAGACAAACAUUCCUUAUAAAGAUUUUAUCAGAGAUAAUAGAAGGAGGAUAUUAUUGAAAAAUUCAUAUUAUCAUGGCUUGCUUGAAGAUGCGGAGAGACACGGUCCAUCGAAUGCUGUGCCCGGGAAAGAAGGAUACAGUGACAUUGAUAUAGUUUUUGGUUUACCUUGUAAUUCAUUGCUACUUUCAGUUUCACAUUUACUACACAGACAAAGCAUAGGGAGGUGGCCAACAUCUGAAAUGAUCAGAUAUGCUGUUAGUAAUGGCUGUUUUGUUGUUGGUGCUAGCAGUAAGAUUAGUACUUACCCGGAACUAGAAUGGAGAAUAUCGACAUCAUUAGGGGAAAGAUGCUUUAUGUUUAAUCUAAACAUAACACAAUAUCAUUGUUAUGUUUUGAUGAAAAUUAUUUUGAAAACUUUUCUAACACGUCAAGGAGAAUGCGUUUUGUCUAGUUAUAUGUGUAAAACUGUAGUAUUACACUGUAUACAAAACACCGACCGAAACAUUUGGAAAAAGAAUAAUCUUUUCACAUGUUUAAUAUAUUGCUUACUUGAACUGCAAAGCUAUAUUCGAAAUGAAAAUUGCCCGCAUUUUACAAUUCCGGAAAACAACCUAAUGGCCGGAGAAUUUACUGCAGAAGAGAAGCUUAACAUUUUACAAAAGAUAAGUGAUAUAAUACAGAGUGAUGGUAGAUGUUUGCUUCGAAUAACUAUUGAUGAUAUUGGUAAUCGGCUACAGGUCAAACUUCACACAGAUCGUACAAUACCUGAUGGUAUGUUAACUCCUCGUGAUAUAAAUGAAACCAUUUCGGGCUUGUUAUCCAUUAACUUAGCACGAACUAUUAGCAAUGGUGAAUUAUCAAUUUUAGAUUUCUUGGCAAAUAAUGAAGUCAAUCUCAAACAAUGUAUCUUCAAGCUAGCAAGCUAUUGUGUACAAGGAUCCAGACUAGAGCAGCUUGCAUGCCGCUGUCUUGUCCCGUUUCUUUAUUCUACCCUUGGAACUAUAAUGGCGUCAUCAAAUAUUCAAUAGAAUACUGCAGUUCAAUAUCAAGCACUAAAGUGGCUCUCACUGGGUUUAAGCUGCUCGGAUUUCAUAUCCGGCAGACUUAAACUAGCUUCAGUUUU